Messenger RNA from Papaver somniferum (opium poppy), 711 nucleotides. NCBI's taxonomy places the organism in Eukaryota, Viridiplantae, Streptophyta, Magnoliopsida, Ranunculales, Papaveraceae. The record is from the annotation of a RefSeq genome assembly.
AUGACAAGAAGAUAUUGGAACAUUAAUUUGGAAGAGAUGAUGGAAGCAGGAGUUCAUUUUGGUCAUGGUACUAGGAAAUGGAAUCCUAGAAUGGCACCUUACAUCUCUGCAAAGCGUAAAGGUAUUCAUAUUAUAAAUCUUACUAGAACUGCUCGCUUUUUAUCAGAAGCUUGUGAUUUAGUUUUUGAUGCAGCAAGUAAGGGAAAGCAAUUCUUAAUAGUUGGUACCAAAAAUAAAGCAGUUGAUUUAGUAGCAUCGGCUGCAAUAAGGGCUCGGUGUCAUUAUGUUAAUAAAAAAUGGCUCGGUGGUAUGUUAACGAAUUGGUCCACUACAGAAACGAGACUUCAUAAGUUCAGGGAUUUGAGAGCGGAACAAAAGAAGGGAAGACUCAACCGCCUUCCAAAACGAGAUGCAGCAAUGUUGAAGAGACAAUUAUAUCACUUGCAAACAUAUCUGGGUGGGAUCAAAUAUAUGACGGGGUUACCCGAUAUUGUAAUCAUCGUUGAUCAGCAAGAAGAAUAUACGGCUCUUCGAGAAUGUGUAACUUUGGGAAUUCCAACGAUUUGUUUAAUCGAUACAAAUUGUGACCCGGAUCUCGCAGAUAUUUCGAUUCCAGCCAAUGAUGACGCUAUAGCUUCAAUCCGAUUAAUCCUUAACAAAUUAGUAUUCGCUAUUUGUGAGGGCCGUUCUAGCUAUAUCCCAAAUCGUUGA